UCUCUUGUUUACAUUUAGAAGGACUCUGCGGCUGUUAGCUAACAGGCUACAACCUCUGUUUAUCGUUAUUACCAAACGUUGAGAAGCAGCACCAUAUUUCGCGAUGCCGCCGAAGAAAAGCAAAAAGGCCGCGGGGAAGGCGAAGUCUUCUGCCGUGGUGGAUGGUCUGUCCACAGACGAGAUGUCCAAGGAUCAGCUGGAGGAGCACAUCAUUCGCCUCCGGGAGGAGCUAGAUCGAGAGCGCGAGGAGCGGAGCUACUUCCAGCUGGAGAGGGACAAGAUCCAGGCCUUCUGGGAAAUCUCCAAGAGGAGCCUGGAGGAGGCGCAGGCCGGGCUGAGGAACAGGCAGCGGGAGAGGGAGGAGGCAGAGGAGCGCCACCGCGUGGAGAUCACAGUGUACAAGCAGAAGUUGAAGCACGUCCUGUCCGAACAACACGACACCGUCUCAGGGCUGAAGACGGACGGCGUGGCCUCCACCGCGCUGCUCCAGCAGCAGCACACCGAGUCAGAGCUCGGGCUGCGGGGAGAAGUGCACGGCCUGCAGGCAGACUGCAGAGAGAAGAAGAUCCACAACGAAAACCGCAUCAAGGAGCUCAAGCUGAAACAUCAGGUGGAGUUAAUGGAGCUGACAAACGAGUACGACAGAAGAAUCCGAGAAAUCGAAUUGAAAUAUCACAAGAAGUGGGAGUCGACGAUCGCAGCAGAGGCCAAGAAGCGUCAAGCUGAGCUCCACGAGAUCGAGGACAGAAUGAAAAGUCGCGUUGUGACUCUGAUGGAAGACCACGACAGAGCUCUCCGAGGCGCCGAGGACUACUACGCUCUCAAACAGGCCAGAGUGCUGAAUGAUCAGAAGGAGCUGAAGGACAAACUCUCAGAGGUGAAGAAGCUGGAGACGCAGACAAACCGAGAGUUUUCAGCAGCCGAGAGGGAGAACAGACGUCUGCGUGCGUCGCUGCAGGAAGCAAAACAGAAGUCGUCCGAGCUCCAGAUACAGCUGCACGAGUACAACCUGCAGAAGGCCAAGAUCCCGGCGAGUAGAGCUCGAGUGAAGGUGAUUGAAAAGGAGCUGAGAGAUCUGACGGUGGAGCACGAGCUGCUGCUGCAGGCCUUCGAGAAGGUUCAGCAGGAGCGCGACGACCUGCUGAGGAGGCAGACGCAGACCGUCCUGGAUGUGCAGCAGAAGAGCGGACUGAAGGAGUUGUUGCUGGAGAGGAAGCUGGCGGCACUGACAGAAGCUGUGGAAAAGAAGGAGGCUCAGCUCUGCGCCGCACUCUCCGCUUCCAACGUCGACCAAACCGCACGCAGCAGCGCCGCAAACAAGCUCGAGGAAAUGUUGCAGUCUAAACAGGUGACCAUCGACGCCCUCCAGUGUGACUUGGAUAGAGAUUGUAAGGAGUAUGACGACAUGCUGCAGACCUGUAAGGAGAAGCUGAAGGCUCAGGGUGUCUCCCUGUACAACUUCCCAUUCAGGCCCUCGGAGCAGAUGGGGCAGAACUCUCCUGGACCGGCCUCCAAACACUGAACACCUCAUUCACCUUCUCUGCUUUACAACCCGACCUACUUUACCCUCAUGUUCAGUUUUCUGAUGAUUUUCUUGAAUGUUUUUAAACUAAUAGAAGUGUACUUUGGUUAUUAACCCUUUAUCAGGCAAAGAACUAUAUUUGGUAACUUCAGGUAAUAUUUCGAGAAAAAAGUUGCAAAUUUACUAGAUUAAAGUGGCAAAUCUACAAGAAAAAAGUAGCAGAUUUAAGAGAUUCAAAGUGGCAAAUCUGAGCUAAAAAAGUAGCAGAUUUACGAGAAAAAAGUGGGAAAAAAACAACUUUUUUCUCCCAGAUUCACCACUUUAACCCUUAAUAGGACACUCAUUGAAAUACUUGCAAAUUCCAAACUUCAACCCUAGAGAAUAUUGGAGGAUAUUACAUACAGCCAGAAUGUGUAAAAAAAGAAGAUUAAAGUGGCAAAUCUAAGAGAAAAAAAUGCGUAGAUUUAUGAGAUUUAAAGUGGUGAA
Molecule: messenger RNA, 2008 nt
Organism: Centropristis striata (black sea bass)
Lineage: Eukaryota; Metazoa; Chordata; Actinopteri; Perciformes; Serranidae
Product: dynein regulatory complex subunit 4-like
Exons: 11
Coding region: 104-1522 (472 amino acids)
Biological process (GO): flagellated sperm motility
Cellular component (GO): microtubule; Golgi apparatus; motile cilium
Molecular function (GO): microtubule binding; small GTPase binding
Source: RefSeq, a predicted model, not a curated record